UGAGAGACUUUCCUCCAGAAAUAGCUCAGAGUAGAAGUCCAGUCUGCCAGUAAGACCAUUAGGUUACUUAUUACCUUUUGAAACACAAUUAACAGAUUAGUCCAUCACUUUCACUCCAACAUUAUACAUCUUGACAAUUAUGUUUCUCCUUACAUGCACCAGUAAAAGUGCAUACAAGCAGGCCUAUAUUAUGCUCCCAUGCCUUCCCAUCUCUCUUCAGUCAGCCCCUCCCAUCUGAAGGCUUCUCCCUGGUGGUCUUAUCUGUGUGACUUGAGGAAAUAAACACCCCCUCCCAUACGGAGAAUCAUAAAGUAGGGGAUCAGAUGUAGGGCAGGAGGAAACCAGAGGACGGUCUUGAUAGAGAGAUGUGUUUUUUUAUACUGGAGCUGGCUGAUGAUUCAUUGUGUUUGAGCUGGAAGAUGCUGAUGCUGCGUUGGUGCUGAGAUGCUGAUGACAGGCCGAGUCUACCAAACAUCCUCCUGCAUCGUGGAUGGAGCCCAGAGCUAAAAUAGCUGAUAAAUCGGAAAAAAGAGAGGCCAGUUUGAUCCAGUCUGGCUCUGUGAGGAGGAGUAUAUACAGCGGUGUUGGUGGUACCAUGUUCUGGUGAGCGGAGAACCGGAGAACCGGCGUCUGGCGGGAUGAAGGCGCCGAGGAGACCGAGACAGACGCGCCUCCUCCCGCGGUUCUGCGUCUGUGGAGUCGGUCUGCUCGCAGCCGCCUGGAUAUUUAACUUCAAUGAUGUUACAGGCUCCCAUGCACCCACUGCGGAUCCUGGCAUCGCCUUGUCCAAGAGAGAGCUCAUCCAGAAAGAUGACAACCAGACUGACACUAUCAGUGAUUUUCCUGAAGACAUCUUCACUAUGGAGCAGAGGAGACAGGGAGCGGUACUCCUUCAUGUUCUCUGUGCUAUCUACAUGUUUCAUGCACUGGCCAUCGUGUGUGACGUUUACUUUGUGCCAUCACUGGAAAAAGUAUCAGAGAACCUUCAGCUCAGUCAGGAUGUUGCCGGGGCAACCUUCAUGGCAGCUGGGAGCUCCGCCCCCGAGCUCUUCACCUCUCUGAUUGGGGUGUUUAUCACAAAAGGAGACGUGGGUGUGGGAACUAUCGUUGGAUCAGCCGUCUUUAACAUCCUGGUCAUCAUCGGCCUCUGUGGCAUCUUCGCUGGACAGCCCAUCUCUCUGAGCUGGUGGCCUUUGUUUCGUGAUUCUUCCUUCUACAUCCUCUCCAUUGUGCUGCUUAUCCUGGUGAUCUAUGAUGAAAAAGUCAUGUGGUGGGAGACCAUCAUCCUGAUGUCCACGUACGGAAUCUACAUAAUCAUCAUGAAGUUCAACAGAUCUCUGUGCAGCCUGGUAGAGAGACACUGCAGUCGGGCAGGUCAGCCGUGUCUAAGCAGCCUGCGACGGACGACUGCUGUCGGAAACGUUGGAGACUGUGACAACGACAUGGUGCCGCUGAAGCCAGAGUCAUGUGUGGUGGCCGGCCAGGACUCGGGGGUGGUGAUGGUGGAUGAGCUGCUGAACCUACACCCCCAUCAGCUCUCCUUCUCAGAGGCAAGCCUCCGCCUUCUCAUCACCCCGCAUUUCCCCCCCUUCACCCGCCUGCGCAUGGCAGGACGCAUGGUCAUCAACGAGAGGCAGAGGCUGAUUCGGGCCCGGGGUGGCCCAGAGGAGGGGGGAGCUUCAGGGGAGGAAGGUUUGGGUGCUAACGGGCCGUGGGGGAGGGAGAACGGGACGGUGGCGGAGGGAGACAGGCAGCCUCUUGACGGAGAGAGGGAGACGGGUAAAGAGACAUGCAGGGAGACAGGUGGGGGAGCACAGCUUAAAGAGGAAGAGGAGGAGGAGGAAGAGCAGGAGGAAGGAGAGGAGGAGGACGCUCCUUUCAAGCCAUUCGUCCUGCCAGAUGGUUGGUGUGCGCGUCUGAAGUGGCUGCUCUCUUGGCCCAUAAGCGUCCUGCUUCACUUCACCAUCCCCGACUGUAACCUGCCGCAGUGGGAGCGCUGGUACCUGCUCACCUUCCUGUCCUCCACGCUCUGGAUAGCCCUCUACUCCUACCUCAUGGUCUGGAUGGUGACCAUAAUCAGCUACACAUUUGGAAUCCCAGAAGUCAUCAUGGGCAUCACUUUUCUGGCAGCCGGCACCAGCGUCCCUGACUGCAUUGCCAGCCUCAUCGUCGCCCGACAAGGAAUGGGAGACAUGGCCGUGUCUAACUCCAUUGGCAGUAAUAUCUUUGACGUGCUGCUGGGUCUGGGCUUCCCCUGGAUGCUGAGGACUCUCAUCGUGAGCUACGGAUCAGUGGUGACAAUCAACAGCAAAGGCCUGGUGUACUCAGUGAUUCUUCUGUUGGCCUCAGUCAUCCUCACUGUCCUGUGUGUCCAUCUGAACUGCUGGAGGUUGGACCGCAGGCUGGGACUCUGUCUCAUAAUGCUCUACGCCAUCUUCCUCCUGUGCUCCGUCGGCUUCGAGAGUUUGUAGAGGUCACGCACACUCCUCAUACACACACACAAACACACACACAGAGUCACACAAUAGGACGCACAAACAAGUGGUCCGACUUGUUUCCCACCCUUACUGCUGCCAUUAUUCAUCAAAUGUACGGACAAAUGAAUUUUCAUUUCACUUCACGGUGGCUGUACGUGUUUGAGCAGCGUUACUUCAACACCGGCUACUUGAAAGCUGCAUUGUUUACCUUUGAUAAACAAGUAUUUUACAUAGUUUUGUACCGAGUACCUCCAGCCCAGAUUUUGUGAAAUCAGACCCAACUGGUAAUGCACUGUCUCGCAACAAAUUUAUAAAGUAUUGAAUUUAUAUCCUGAAACCAAGAAUAUUGUAUAAGGAAUCCCAAAGCGUGACAUGUUUACUUAUUAAUACUUUAUGACUGCCACAAGUAACCUCAAUUACCAGAUGAUUACACUUGUUUAUGUAGUUGCUUCUCAGUGCUUGAAGUUGUUUUAUGUAAAGUUUAAGGUCCAGUUUUCACCACGCCUUUGUGUCUGUAGUUUUAAACAGCAUAGCAUGGCCGAUCAUCACGCUCAAGAUAAUUGCACUAAGCCACUGUUGUCUUGCC
Sebastes umbrosus (honeycomb rockfish) is the source of this 3063-nucleotide messenger RNA. RefSeq names its product sodium/potassium/calcium exchanger 3-like. The transcript is spliced from 17 exons. Gene Ontology annotation, cellular component: membrane. Gene Ontology annotation, molecular function: calcium, potassium:sodium antiporter activity; calcium channel activity. Bases 639 to 2471 code for a protein of 610 amino acids. Gene Ontology annotation, biological process: calcium ion transmembrane transport; intracellular calcium ion homeostasis. Lineage: Eukaryota; Metazoa; Chordata; Actinopteri; Perciformes; Sebastidae. The record is from RefSeq and is a predicted model, not a curated record.